Glycine soja is the source of this 2116-nucleotide messenger RNA. RefSeq names its product probable polygalacturonase. The record is from RefSeq and is a predicted model, not a curated record. Gene Ontology annotation, biological process: carbohydrate metabolic process. The coding region runs from base 373 to 1848 and encodes 491 amino acids. NCBI's taxonomy places the organism in Eukaryota, Viridiplantae, Streptophyta, Magnoliopsida, Fabales, Fabaceae. Gene Ontology annotation, molecular function: polygalacturonase activity. The transcript has 5 exons.
AAUCUGGGUAGAUCUAGUGAUUUACAUUUUCCAAUUGUCUGACGAGACGAAACAGCUCAGCAGAGAGCCACACAGAUGAGAAUGAGUUAGGAAGAGAAGAACCCCUUCAAGGAUCCAUGUUUUUUCAUUUUUCUUUUUGGACCCACUGUUAUCCCAUCACUGUCUCUGGAACCAACUUCCACUCCUCCCCACCUUCCCUUUCAAUUCACUCCACAAUUCAUUUUUCCCAAACACACAUUCUCACAUCCCAAAGUUCCCUCCUUUUUCACUCCAACCACCCCCCACGAAACGAAUCCAUGAGGAGUUCGGAGUGACCCACGUCACCAGCUUCCGAAUCCAACCCCAUUCCGCAAAAGGGUACUUUCUUCAACGAUGGUGGAUAACUCGACGCUAGGGCGCUUCCACCACCAAAGGCUCGACCUUCGCCGCUGGGUCCCCGCGUUCUUCACCUCGCACAAGACCCUCUUGACCUUUCUAUGGAUCGCCGCCUUCGCCUCCGUUUUUCUGUGGCAGAGGAACAUAGCUGGUGGCUUUCUGGUCUACGGAGGAAUUCCGGCCAGGCCCAUGCCCAUGCUCCGCCCCAUGGCCUUCAAUUUGACGGAUUUCGGAGGGGUCGGUGACGGCGUUACUCUCAACACCGAGGCUUUCAAGAGGGCCGUUUCAGCGGUUUCUAAGUUCGGCAAGAAAGGCGGUGCGCAGUUGAAUGUGCCUCCCGGACGCUGGCUCACGGCGCCGUUUAAUCUAACCAGCCACAUGACUCUCUUCCUAGCUGAAGAUGCUGUUAUACUUGGCAUUGAUGAUGAAAAAUAUUGGCCAUUGAUGCCUCCAUUGCCUUCAUAUGGGUAUGGGAGGGAGCAUCCUGGGCCUCGAUAUGGCAGUUUGAUUCAUGGUCAACAUCUUAAAGAUGUUGUGAUAACAGGGCAUAACGGUACCAUAAAUGGACAGGGACAAACAUGGUGGAAAAAAUAUCGCCAGAAGCGUCUCAACCACACUAGGGGGCCACUUGUUCAGAUCAUGUUUUCUAGUGACAUUGUGAUCACCAAUAUAACUUUGCGUGACUCUCCUUUCUGGACACUUCAUCCAUAUGACUGCAAAAACAUUACAAUAAAAGGUGUUACUAUAUUGGCUCCUGUGUUUGGAGCUCCAAAUACUGAUGGCAUAGAUCCUGACUCUUGUGAGGAUAUGUUGAUAGAGGACUGUUACAUAAGUGUGGGAGAUGAUGCAAUUGCAAUAAAAAGUGGCUGGGAUCAGUAUGGAAUUGCUUAUGGAAGGCCUUCCAUGAAUAUAAUGAUCCGAAACCUUGUUGUUCGCUCUAUGGUCAGUGCUGGCAUCUCAAUAGGCAGUGAGAUGUCUGGCGGGGUAUCCAACGUCAUGGUGGAGAAUAUUCUUAUAUGGGAUUCUAGGCGUGGUGUGAGGAUCAAGACCGCCCGUGGACGAGGAGCAUAUGUGCGCCAAAUAACUUAUCGGAAUAUAACAUUUGAGAAUGUUCGAGUUGGAAUAGUUAUGAAGACAGAUUACAAUGAACACCCUGAUGAUGGGUAUGAUCCUAUGGCACUCCCAAUUCUCAGAGACAUAAGCUUUACCACGGUCCAUGGCCAAGGAGUUCGUGUGCCAGUACGCAUACACGGUAGUGAGGAGAUUCCUGUGAGAAAUGUGACUUUUCAAGACAUGUCAGUUGGUCUAACCUACAAGAAAAAGCAUAUCUUUCAGUGUGCAUUUGUUCAAGGCCGUGUAAUAGGUACCAUCUAUCCUGCUCCCUGUGAGAACCUUGAUCGGUACAAUGAGCAAGGACAGUUGGUUAAGCAUUCUGCGUCCCAGAAUGUAACAGAUAUAGAUUAUGAUAUUUGAGGUCAUUGUUCCUUUUACUUGGGCCUCAAUUUAUGUCCGUAUUAGAUCAAUUUUUUUUGUGGAGGUUGGAGAAGUCAAGUCAUGCCUUUUUUAUUUUAUUAUGUAAUGUCACUUUUCUACUCCAUUUUAUAGCUUUCUGAAGUGGAGCUGUAAAUACAGAAAAUUUUCAUAUGCGUACUUAAGUUUACUAGAUUACACAAUUGCAUAGUGCGUAUGCCCUAAUGCUUUAGGGGGAUUCAUUGCAAGCAAGAGAAUUACUUUAGCAACA